This is a messenger RNA of Coccinella septempunctata (seven-spotted ladybird), 8810 nucleotides long. Its product is annotated as neurexin-1. The record is from RefSeq and is a predicted model, not a curated record. Lineage: Eukaryota; Metazoa; Arthropoda; Insecta; Coleoptera; Coccinellidae. The coding region runs from base 272 to 5104 and encodes 1610 amino acids. The transcript is spliced from 23 exons.
UUAGCGUAGGACCCUUAGCACACUUUGACCUGAUCGCGGGGCAAAACUUGUCUUUCGACGCGAUAUUCUUUCACUUGCCGUUCUUGUGAAAAUUCAGUGUGGAAAAUGGUGGUUGCAAUGAAUUGAAAGUGUCUGACCUUGCACAUAUCAUGCCAUGAAAGAGCGACCAGUGAACCACCAACGCCAAACGUAGCAGUGCUGAGCGUAGGAUGUGCAACCUCAAUGUGACAAAAAACACCGUGUCGAAGUGCUGAAUUCACCAACCACCACCAUGCAAUCUCUCCUAGUCCAAACGUUCACCUUGUCCCUUUUCGUUUGCCUUUCGUUCGGUUUCCUCCUCGACGGGAGCACGAACUCCUAUUCUCAAUUUCGAAAAUGGGGCGGGGGUACCAACGGGAGCAUAGAGUUCGAAUUCAAGACCGACCAACCGAACGGACUGCUUCUGUACACGGAUGAUGGCGGCACUUACGAUUUUUUCGAAAUAAAAUUAGUGGAAGGUGCAUUGAGACUCAGGUACAAUCUAGGUGGUGGCGCGCAAAUAAUCACCGUCGGCAGGGACCUGCACGACGGCCAUUGGCACAAGGUGCGCGUGCAGAGGCACGAGGACAGGACGUACCUCACGGUGGACGGCAUCACGCAGAUGAAGACGUCCAGAGGGAAGGAAUUCAAUUUCGGGCGUUAUUCUACCAACUCGGACGUGUACGUGGGUGGUAUGCCGACGUGGUAUAACACCAAAUUGACUCUGUUGGCGUUACCGAGCGUGAUUUUUGAGCCUCGAUUCGUGGGGGCUGUGAGAAAUUUGAUCUACGCCGACCAGGAGGGUGGCAUAUCUAGGAGGCAGGAGACCAGGCCGAAGGACCAACGGUGUGAUGGCGGCAUUAUUGCCGGAGCAGAAGGGCUGUGCAUACCCCAAAGCAGGGUUUUGCGCGGGAAUAGCAGCGAUGCCUGCGAGACACGUGACCCCUGUCAGCAUGGCGGCAUCUGCAUCUCUACGGAUUCCGGACCUAUCUGCGAGUGCCGCAAUCCGGAUUACGAGGGGGAAUUUUGCGAGAAAGACAAAGCUCCAUCGGAAGCUGUUUUUAGAGGGACAGAAUUUCUAUCUUACGACCUCACUCAGACUGGUGGAGAGCCGAUUGUCAGUGCUCAAGACUCUGUCACGUUCUAUUUCAAAACCAGACAGCCUAAUGGACUUUUGUUCUUCACUGGCGAUGCUACCGACUACCUUAACGUAGCGAUCAAAGAUGGCUGUUUGAGUUUGACGAUGGGAUUAGCGAACGGCAAGCAAGAUAUGCAGAUCAAACCCAAUAAGGUCAGGUUUGACGACAACCAAUGGCACAAGGUCAGCGUUCACAGGAGAAUACAAGAGAUCUCGGCAAUUACAAGCUUUUGCAGGCUAUCUGCUGUAGUCGACGGAGUAUACGCUGACCAUUCUCAUAUAGCCGGAAAGUUCACCAUGUUACUUUCGAGCAAAUUACACGUUGGUGGUAGCAUCAAUACCAGAGCUCUCCCUGGAUCCCGAGUCCACAACAACUUUGUUGGAUGCAUGAGAAAGGUGGAAUUUGUGGCUGACACUUUGCGGCUGAACCUCUUGGAGCUGGGGAGAUCAGGAAGCCACCUCAUCUCCGUUGUGGGGCGACUAGACUACAAAUGUCCAGCGGGGGAAACCCACGACCCUAUCACCUUCACUACGAGGGAGUCACAUCUUAUCUUGCCGCCUUGGAACGCCAAGAAAACGGGAAAUAUUUCCUUCAAGUUCCGCACCAACGAGGCUAAUGGUCUAAUCUUGUUUAAUGGAGGAGUGAGACCACCAAGGGUGGACCUUUUCUCUAUUGAGAUAUACAAUGGGCAUAUCUAUAUCCAUCUAGACUUGGGUUCUGGGGCAGUGAAACAGAGGGGUUCUCGAAGAAGAAUUGACGAUGGGUCAUGGCACGAGGUAUCCUUCAGACGGAAUGGAAGAGAUGCAAGAAUCACGGUUGAUGGAUUCCAUACGGAUUUCAAAACACCAGAGGGGUCAACUAGUCUGGAAUUGGACGGCAACAUGUACGUGGGCGGCCUGGGGCCACCAUUCUCCGAGAUUCCCAUCUCGGUGGGCCUUUGGACGGCGGUGUUACAGCAGGGUUUCGUGGGGUGCUUCAAGGACCUCACGAUGAACAAUGAACCGGUAGAUGUGGCCAGUUAUGCGAGGGAGCAGGAUUCAGCGUCCAUACGAACCCUGUGUCACACUCAACCUCCACAAUGUGUUUCUCAGCCAUGUUUGAACGGUGGUGUCUGCAACGAAGGAUGGAACAGGUUCAUCUGCGAUUGCACGAAUACAAUUUUCACAGGACCAACUUGCGGAAAAGAAGCGGCGACACUCAGUUUCAACGGAACACAGCAUAUGGAAGUGAACAUGGACACGGAACAAGUAACCCAGACAGAAGAUAUUGUUCUCAGGUUCAGGACAAGUAAGCCCCUGGGAUUGCUUUUGAUCACGAGCACGGUCGAAACUGGGGACCGCAUCGAGUUGGCCGUGGCGGCUGGCAGGAUAAGGAUGGCCCUCCGACUCGGCGUCAAGGAUAAGAAGGAGGAAGACAAGGAGAAGGAUAAGAUCCUGCUAGCCGGACAGAAUGUGAACGAUAACGAAUGGCACACGAUGCGCUUCUCAAGGCGAGGGGCCAAUCUGAAGUUGCAGCUCGAUAACCACUUGCCAAUUAGAGCUGAGACCCAAGGAAAGCACAACACGCUACAAUGGCGCACAAUUCACAUAGGUGGCCUAUACCACCUUGAGGAAGAAAUCAGUAUGACCACAACAGUUCCUAAUUUCAUCGGAGAAAUCCAACAGUUUUAUUUCAACAAUAUUCCAUAUAUCGAACUAGCGAGGGCGUCCAGAGGAGAACAAUCUAUAGCUGGAUUUCCUGGUAUCAGAGUGGCAGCAAGAUUCGUCAAGCACGCUACCGAUAAUCUUCACAGGCCUGUCACCUUCAGAUCUAAACACACUUUUAUUGGACUGCCGAUGCUGAGAGCCUACUCCAGCAUACACAUCGAUUUUAUGUUCAGGACAAGGGAAGCGAACGGACUCAUUAUGUUUAAUGGUGGAAGGAAAGAAGACUACGUUGCCGUUGAACUAGUAGAUGGUCACAUAAAUUACAUAGUUAACGUUGGUGACGGAUCUGUGACUCUCAGAGAUACUUCAAGGUCACAUCUCAAUGACAACCGAUGGCACACGGUCGGAAUAAGAAGACCUUCUGCAAAACAGCACACCUUGAUGGUCGACGAUGACAUAGUGGUGACAUCUAAUCCUGGUACGGGAAACCUGGAACUUGACGGAAUCCUGUACCUUGGAGGCGUCCACAAAGACCUUUACAGCCAGCUGCCUCAGACGGAAGUCAAGUCGAGGCAUGGUUUCGAAGGAUGCAUAGCUGGCCUUGAUCUCAACGGCGAAUCGCCGAAUAUAAUGGAGGACGCGGUGGUACACAGUUCCUUAGUUACUGCAGGUUGCGAAGGUCAAUCUGCCAAAUGUAACCAUAACGUCUGCGCAAAUGGUGGUAUCUGCGUACAGCAAUGGCAUUCAUAUACAUGUGAAUGCGACCUAACCACUUUCACAGGGCCUACCUGUUCAGACGAAUCUGUUUCCUACGAAUUUGGACCAAAUAGGGGUAUCAUCUCUUACACGUUCCCCGAAGAUAACCGUCCAGAAAUGCAGGAGGAUUCGAUAGCAGUAGGGUUUAUGACGACCAAGUCAGAUGCAGUACUUCUAAGAGUUGUUAGUGGGACGUCUAAUGAUUACAUUGAGAUAGAAAUAGUGGAAGGAAACGUAUUCGUGGUCUACAACCUGGGAACAAACGAUCAUCCGCUGGGUGAAAUUUCCGUAAAAGUUAACGACAACAACUACCACAUCGUCAGAUUCCAUAGAUUCGGCCACAACUCCUCCCUGCAAAUUGACGACUACAACGUUCAGUCAAGCCAUCCACUAGGUCAUCAGCUCCAAGUUUUCAACAGUCAAUCGCAAAUUCAGAUAGGUGGGAAAUGGAGUAAGGGUAAAUCGAGAAUUGAGAGGCCUUUUAAUGGAAUUGUCUCUGGUGUGGUUGUGAAUGGACUCAGGGUGCUAGAUUUGGCUGCAGAAAAAGAUAGCCACAUUUCAAUAAGGGGCGAUGUGCAGUUGAUCACUGGGAUUCACGAUCGACAGGAUCAUCUUCAGAAAAUGCAACAGACCCCUGCCUCCGAUUUUCCUGGUCUAGAAGACGACCUAGUGUUCAGCGGGGCUGGAUCCGGCUGUAACGGAGAUGAUGAAGAUGAAUGUCCGCCACUUCCUGAAUCUGGAUCUGGCGAUGAUGAUCUCAUCACACCAGUUUACAUUCCCCCGACAAGACCGCCCCCAACGACAAAGACAAAGGCUCCACCCCCGUCGUGUGAUGACGAGGAUUGCUUCACUGGAUCUGGAGGAGGUGAAGUAACAGAAGACACCACGAAUGCUACUUCUACAACGCCAGAAGCAACCACUGUACCGACAACAGCUUCGGAAGCUGCAACUCCAAAACCAGAAGAUCUCACUACGAACCCUGGACCAGUUACCAAUAUUCAAUCAUCCACUGUAACCACCGAAAGGAAAGAUGACUUCGUACCAGUUUCAACGUCUCAAGUAACUAGAGAAACUACAACAGUGGCUGUUGUCGAAAUAGAGACAACUCAAACGGCUUUCACUACACCAGGAAGAUAUAUAGAGCCUCCCAAUUUCCAUCAACCUCCGUACGUGGAACAUAUACCGCAAAACAACAACUAUUAUCCGAGAAAUACGAAUAACAGGCAUGAGAGAGUCACUUCUGAAACCUCCGAAAUAGUAGCUUUGAUCAUCGGCAUCAUAGCGGGGGCACUCAUAGCAGUUAUAUUAAUCAUUUUAGUGAUCCUGAAGUUCAAAUCGCGAAGUGAUAGAUCGUUUAAAAUAGACGAUAGCAAGGGUUACCAGCAGGGGCCCAAUGCUGCCCUUCUUGGCAGCCAGAGCUCCACGAAUGGUAACCAGAGCCAAUAUCACCUAAAUGGAGCCUUGAGAAACGGAGACAAACAAGCUCAGUUUGCGCAGAAGCCUAAAAAGAGAGAUAGCAAAGAUAUAAAAGAGUGGUACGUUUAAGUGUGGGGACGGUUUAAAGAAAUAGAGACUCCGAGCCAAAAAUUGUGGACUGAUGAAAAGAUUAACAAAUGAGAAAAGGAUGCAACAGCAACGUCUGUAAACAUGAUGAAAAUCAAUUCACUUUUUUAGUGAUACGAAUUUAUCUUUGGUUUGUUGAAUAUCAUAAUUAUUUCCUCCAUUAUUCGAUGAGCCUGUGUUGCAGACGUUGCUCCAAUGUCUCGAUUGUAAUUUAUGGAUAAGAAAUUUUAAAAUUGUUGCAAGACAUGCUCAUUGCAGAGUAACUUCAUUUUUACAAGUUUCUGGAAAAGUACAUAUUAAUUUCAACCAGUCAUUUUUCCAUCAAGACAGUGAUCAACAUUAGGUGCUUAUAUUUUCAUCGGGUUGAAAUCUAUUCUUGCUGUGAAGUUUUCCUGAAACAUGUACUCGUGGAAAAGUCUACUUCUGAAUUUCAUGAUCAAAAAAAUUCACACCAUCAACUGUUCACUGUUACAUGUUUGAAUUUUUUAUCGACAUCAUAUUAAAUUGUUAGUUCUCGUAUAGACCCGACACAAUGUAAUUAAUGUUAUCUUGAAAACUAGUGCUUUAUAUGGUCAGCAGGCACGGAUCUUAGAUAUAUGUUUGAGUUUGUUGUUACUCAAUUAAUAUUGUACAAUAUUGCUGUGUAGACUAUAAUGAUUUGUUCAAAAAUAAGUUUCAAUUGUACAUAAUUCCAAUGAUAUCGAUAAGCAGAUUUUUCAUUUUUUUAAGACUAUGCAAAUAGGUUGACUUUGAGUUGCUGUCAGGGGUGUUCGUGAGACAUAAACAGGGUGUUAGUGAACUUUUACAACAAAUUACAGGAUUCUGCACGACAGUUUUUCUUAUAGCUUUUGUCCGCAAAUGCUUCGUUUUACGAGAUGCGGAGUUUUUCUUGAAAACUUACUAUUGUUGCUCUGAAACCAGUCUAGACAUGCAAAUGAUCGUGGAGGUAGUUAUGGUGCAUUUUUUUAACAUUGAAUAAAAAAUACAGUACACAAAACACAAUAUUCAAUUCGCAUAUCUUGACCGGUUUAGGAGCAAUAUAAAUAGUCGGAUUUUGUAGACAAAAGCUUUAUAGCAUGCAGAAUCAACUCCCUGAAGUUUGUCGCAAUUAUUCAACAACCUGUAUAUGUAAGCAUCAGAUAAAAAAACAUUUUCAUGUCGAUUUCUAUCUAAACUGACCUGAAUUUAGAUUACAUCAUAUUUAAUCAAUAUUAUUAAAUAUAGUUACAAGAAUUGGAAUGCAAAAAAUUUACCUUAUUAAGCAGUGCAGUAAAGUACCACUUUACCUACCUCACUAAUGAGGUAAAGUUUCUCAUUACGAAACUCAUAUCAGUGUUGUGAUGUUUGAUAUUGGGAGUAGAUAAAAAUGUGAUAAGUGGGAAAUGUCCAACUUUACCUCACUAGAGCAGCAAAGUACAACUUUGCUGAUAUCAGUGUGGUGAGGUUUGACAUUAUUGGAAUAAGUUGAAAGAUGAACAUAAAUGCGGAUAAAGCUACACGAGCGCUGAUGACAGUAACUUUUUAUUAACCUAUGGAUGUUUCAAAAUACUAUUUUACUUUCCAUCCGAGUUCAAACGACUGACCUUGCAUAAACAGGUAUAGUAAGAUUGUCGAACAAUACAAAUAAGGUCAAUUAGAAUUUUAAUAACGAAGGAAGGUAAAAAGCGAUUACGCAAAAUGAAAUGAGUCAUUAAAUGAAAGAAUAUAUGAUCCUAACUGUACGCAGGAUGAUUUUUAUUUCGAGAAAUUCGUCCAUAAUCUGACAACCUCCUUGUAAAUAGAAAACAUACAAAUAGAAAAUUCAGUUUUUCAUUAUAAUACAUAAGUCCUUUGCGAAACAGUUACAGUAUUAAUUAGUUACAUGAUACAGGAUACAAUACUUUCGCGUGUUAACUACGUAUACCUAUUCCUAUUUAGGGAUGAAUUAAGAUAAGCUACACUUGAAGCACAUAUUAUAAAUAUCAACAUUUGUGGCCCACUUCAUUCUGUGAGAAAUCGCUAUGUUUAGAAUGUGACAGAACUUCGAAAGUGACAUGAGUUCUAAAACAAAUAUCAAAUAUUGAACCAUAUCAUAUCCCUAAAGGAAACCCUAGCUUCAAAAAUUAUAGCAAUAGGAGAGUCACAAUAGAAUUUCUAGAAGUGCUAAGUGAGUAGAAAAGCUAUUGAUUAUUGGUCCGCAAUUGAUUGUCGUGAAUGAUCUCGUAGAAUAGAGAAUGCAUAAAAGACACAAAUAGAAAUAACGGAAACAAUUUGCUCAAAAAAGGCAACAGCGAAAAAUAUACGGUUUGAACAAUAAAAAGGCUUCGAAAUUCAACUGAGGAACUAAGUAUUUGUAUGAUAGAUCAAAUGAAUCUAAAGAAAAAACAAAAUUCAGAACGAUAGUUAUUAUAUCCUUGAUAGAUUAGUUUUUUAUAAUGAUUACAUCAUUUAUGAAAUAAUGGAAUAAUACUUAUCAUUUUGUUGUAGUUGAUGUUUCACUAAGAUCUGUGAUAUUAUAUGAAUUGUUGGGGCAACUUCCGAGAUUGUUCUCGAGUGUAUCCCCAAAAUUCACGAAGAACUCGAUUUUUCUUUAACCCAUCCGUGCCUGGCCUCUUUCUGUUGUUUCAUAUUAUUUGUUGUUGUAUUAUAUUUUGAGAAAGUCACAAAUAAAGGUAGCAUUACUUUCCCAUAAAUUCCACCAUCACAGAUGAGUUACUCUAACCAUGCUUAAUCGUUCGCUACUUCAAAAAAAAAAUAGAUGAUAAGUUUAAAUUAUUUUGAGGAUAUAAAACAUUAUUGGAUCUUGGGAAAAUAUCUUCAACAAUUAAAGAAUUCGGAAUGACUUUGAAUACUUUGAAUAUAGAAUCAAAAAAAUGUUAUCGUAUAAGAAUCUGGGAAACGCACACUAUAAAUAUAGACUAUAUUCAGGCAAUGUGUUUGGGUGUAGAAUGUAUGAGGAUUUCUGAAUCAAUCAAUGAAAAUUGUUCUGGUAAAGAAAUUCUAGAAAAAAUUAAGAAGAAAGUUGAAUAAAUCAAAAUAUUCAUUUUGUCGAAAACGUUAAAACAUUUUUAUAUAAGCGGUUCACUCCAAAACUCAAUCAGGCAGUGAAACUAGCUUAAAAUAGAGUUUUUUUUUUAAUUACAUACUGAGAAAAGAGAAACAGAUUGUAUUGAAUCGAAUUCUAUAAAUAGCUAUAAGGUCCUUCUUCCUUUUGUGUUCCACCAAGUUUUGACAACAAUUAUGAAUUUAUUCAAAGGCGAAGUUCCAACGAUUUCAAAUCUCACAUAUCACUCAAUGGCAAUAAAAUGAUUAAAUUACAGUAAGGAAAAUAAUUGCUACCAAUAAUGGACGCUUUCUCAAAACGUACCUUCAACAACGUAAAAAAGAACUGCUCACUCCAAAACUGAACUUAAACAGUUCCUGUAUAUUGGAGUGGAUCAAUUCUUCACACUAUUUUUGAAAAGCGCUAGUUAAAAUUAUUUUCGACGGCACAACGGUGUCCAAAAUUGACCUAAAGAAUCUAUGCGACUACACUAAUUAUCUAUUUGUAAUAUACUAAAUAGCAAUACAUGAAACCCUAGUUAAUUGAACCCUUUUAUUUUAGUAAUGACUUGAUUGUGUAUAACUUGUAUUUAUAGACUUUUGUAUUAUACUUUUUGGAUUUUGUUAGAGCUAUAAUAAAAUGGCGUAUAUUUGGAUGUUAAAAUCA